UUAAAGUAAGCACAAUGGCAACAAGAGCUUUGUAUCCCACAUCUUACGACGAGGAGACCAAAAUUUGGAGCGGCAUGAGCAGAGCUCCCUUUUUCGCUCCUGACUGCUCGGUGGGAUCAGUUUUAUUCAAUGCCAUGAAGAAUUGGCCCAACCAAACUGUCUUGAUCAACCAUGAGGAUGGAAGGCGGAUCGGCAAUGCUGAAAUGCGAGCACUGGCCACACGCCUGGCCUUGUUUUUGAAGAAGGAGAAAUUGACCCACAAUGAUGUGGUUGGCAUCAUUGGAGUCACAAGCACAUACUUGGCACCACUGGCCGUGGGUUGUUUCUUCAAUACGACUCCAUUCCAUGCGGUGGCUGUGAAUAAAGAAGCCAGCGUCAUCAAGGGACUCUAUGAGCUGACAAAGCCAAAGAUCAUGUUUUGUGAUGGUAACGACUAUGAACGUAUUAAGGAAGUGACCAAAGAGUGGGCCCCCAAAUUUAUCACGCUUACUGGCCGCGUCGAAGGCGUUCCCAGCAUCGAGGAUCUGCUGAAUCCCACAAUGCAGGAGCAUUUCUAUCAACCCGAGCCAUUGGCCGUGGAUGGUGAUCAGACCGCUUUAAUUUUGUGCUCUUCGGGCACAUCGGGUCUUCCCAAAGCUGUUGCUAUUUCCCACAAGCAUGUGACUAGGAUUGCACCAUUUUGCAAUAGCACUGAUAUUAUAUUGACCAACGCCACUCUUGACUGGGCGACAGGUUUCAUCAGCUCAGCAAUCGGUUUGAUUUACGGUGUCCAAAAAGUGAUAUUCGAACGUCCAUUCGAGGCUGGAGAGUUUAUUGGCAUGAUCAAGCAAUACAACGUUUCCAUUCUUGUAUUGAAACCUUGGCAGACUUAUGAGCUGUUCAACCAUCCAUUGGCCACCGAAGAAUCUUUGGCUAAUAUCAGAGUGAUCUUCAUAACCGGCUGCUGGCUCUCCACUAAAAUCCUGCAACGCGGCCAGAGUUUGAUGAAAAAAUGUUUGAUUGUAUCUUCAUAUGGAGCCACUGAGACAGGCGCAAUUACGGCAAACAUUGAUCAUAGCCAUGAUGAUUCUCUUAAUAAUGUGGGUCGCAUCUUUCCCGGAAUGCGUAUUAAGAUUAUUGAUGAAGACGGCAACGCUCUCCCUCAUAACAAAGUCGGUGAAGUGCUAAUCGACAUUGGUUCCAAGUGGCUGGGAUACUUGGGCAGCCCUGCCGAUACUGAGGCUACAUUACAGGAUGGUUGGAUUAAUCUUGGCGAUCUGGGUUACUUCGAUAAUGACAACAAUCUGAUCCUUGUGGAUCGCAAGAAGGAUUUGCUGAAGUACAAAUCAAAUCACUAUUGGCCAACAGAGAUCGAACAGAUCAUCGCGGAGUUGCCUGAGGUAUUAAAUGUCUGCGUCGUGGGAAUUCCAGAUCCCUGCAUCGGAGAACUUGCUGGCGCGCUAGUUAUCAAGAAGCCUGGAGCCACGAUCACCGAACAGCAGAUUAUCGAUCAUGUGGCUAAGCGUGUUGUGGUCGAGUACAAGCAAUUGCAUUCGGGCGUUAAGUUUGUAGACACGUUACCUUUGAACCCGAAUGGAAAGAUGAUGCGAAACUUGGCCAAGCAAGUGUUUUUGGCAUGAUUAAAUUAAUUGAAUGUAGAGUUUGUUAUUAAUUAUAAGUUAUAUGUUGUUCCUUUACCCUGAUUGUUCGGGUAUAAUAAAUAUUUGUUUACGUCA
Molecule: messenger RNA, 1715 nt
Organism: Drosophila albomicans
Lineage: Eukaryota; Metazoa; Arthropoda; Insecta; Diptera; Drosophilidae
Product: luciferin 4-monooxygenase
Exons: 4
Coding region: 15-1619 (534 amino acids)
Biological process (GO): fatty-acyl-CoA biosynthetic process; long-chain fatty acid metabolic process
Molecular function (GO): long-chain fatty acid-CoA ligase activity
Source: RefSeq, a predicted model, not a curated record